Sphaeramia orbicularis (orbiculate cardinalfish) is the source of this 3830-nucleotide messenger RNA. RefSeq names its product splicing regulatory glutamine/lysine-rich protein 1 (gene srek1). NCBI's taxonomy places the organism in Eukaryota, Metazoa, Chordata, Actinopteri, Kurtiformes, Apogonidae. Bases 1144 to 2316 code for a protein of 390 amino acids. Gene Ontology annotation, cellular component: nucleoplasm. Gene Ontology annotation, molecular function: RNA binding. The transcript has 11 exons. The record is from RefSeq and is a predicted model, not a curated record.
CUGUUUGUUUUCCCUCCCGCAGCAAUGCCCCACUUUCUUUCUCCUCCAAAGUGUGUUAUAUAAAGUACCGAGAUCCAUCCAGUGUUGGUGUGGCGCAACAUCUAACCAAUACUGUUUUUAUUGACAGAGCUUUGAUAGUAGUUCCAUGUGCGGAAGAUGACUAGACUGGCCCAGCCGUUACACUACACUAGCCUGAGUCAGGCAUUGUUUUCCAAGCCACUAUCCCCGAUCGGGCCAACGCAGCCUUCAAGGGGGAAUGUGACCAGGAGAAUAGCCCGCUGAACCUUCCAAGAUGGACACCUUGUCUCUUUUUAUUUAUUUUUCUUUUCUUUUGGUUUGUUUCCUUUCAUACUCUCCCAUGUUGUCCACUCUCUACUGUCUCUAUCUAGAAACUACAGUAUUGCUUAUCUCUAGCGUUGUUUAUAUUUGUUAUUUUGGUUUGUUGUUUUGAUUAUUGUCCAACCCCCACCCCCCUCUCUUUCUCUGCUACAGCUGCAGCUUGUGUGUGAUUGAAAUCUGUCCAGGUUGCUACGGCAUACCGGUGGGAUGUGUAUCACACAUGGGAUGCUAGGAGGAUCACUAACACUUUAUUCUCUAGUCUCCUACUGCUGUUGAUGUAGUGAAGGGCUAGUCAUUGUGCUCAAGUUUGUAGCAUUCCCUCACAUUACUGCUCUAGUGUUCUGUUAUGGAUCUUAGUAUAUUAUAACAGAUAUUAUCCACUUAACACCAUUUCUUUUUUGACUUGAAUAUUUGUGAUGUUUGCAUUAAUGCUUUGCGUCGGUAUUUAUUUUUCAAUUAAUGCUUCCUAGCACUUUAAGUGUUCAGGAAACUCCUCGUGUUUAUUCAUACUCAGCGCCUCCAGCUACAGUGAACUGAAUUUGUAGAUAUUUUUAGUUUUAUUCUAGGCCUCUUCUCCAGAAACAAAGCAACAGAUUUUAACCCAAAGUGGAAUGAGCAAAAUUCCUAAUUGGUUGUUUUUGUAGCUUAAGUCUUGGUUAACAUUUCUUAAAAUUGUUGUUCUUUUCUGUAUCUGAUGUUCUGUGUGCUAUUAGUGAUGCAGCCAUUGGGGUUGUCUUGUGUUGCACACCUUUCCAACACUGCGAAACGAUCGCCCCACGGAAAACCGCCCAUGCUUGAUAUCGUAUGGUUCAUGACCAAUAUGUUUCCAGUACAGGGAAAAUACCAGAGGAGGCCAAGGCCUUGUCACUUUUGGCACCUGCCACCCCAGUGCCCAGUCUGAUUCCUGGUGGGGGACUGCUGCCAAUUCCAGCCCCAACUCCACUUCAGAAUCUGAACUUACCCAUUGUAAACCGGAUAUCAGCUAGCCUGGACCCUAUGGCGGUGAACUCCCAGCCCCCACUCAUGGGGAACGUCGACCCCUCAAAAAUUGAUGAGAUCAGGAGGACUGUUUAUGUUGGCAACUUGAACUCACAGACCACCACUGCAGAACAGCUGUUGGAGUUCUUCAAGCAGGUGGGAGAUGUGAAGUUUGUGCGAAUGGCAGGAGAUGAGACUCAGCCGACCCGUUUUGCCUUCGUUGAGUUUGUCGAGCAGGAUUCUGUUGCUAGAGCCCUGACCUUCAACGGAGUCAUGUUUGGAGACAGACCACUAAAGGUUAAUCAUUCCAAUAACGCAAUAGUGAAGCCUCCAGAGUUGACACCACAGGCUGCUGCGAAGGAGCUGGAAAAUGUGAUGAAGAGGGUGAGAGAGGCCCAGUCUACAAUCGCUGCUGCUAUAGAGCCAGUAGAAACAAAAAAGCGUUCCUCCAGUCGGUCCAGAAGGUCCCGCCGGUCCCGCUCUCGGUCCCAUUCCCGUUCACACUCAAGAACACGAAGGAAAGGGUCUCGUUCAAGACACAGCAAACCAUCUCAGAGGUCAUGGCCAAAUAGUGACUCCCACAGUUCCCGAAGCAGCCACAGGAGGCGCUCUCGCUCCAGAGACAGAAGACACAGCCGCAGUCGUUCGAGGGGCCACAAGAGGAGGAGCAAAGAGCGGUCCAGAAGUCCUCGAAGAAGACCUAAAUCGCCCUCACCAAAAAGAAGCAAGAAAGAUAAGAGGAGGGAGCGGAGCCGAGACAGAAAGGACCAUGCCACAUCCAGGAGAAACCGCAAAGACGAGGACAGGAUAAAGAACAAGGCCAAGCCAAUGAAGGUGGGAAGGGACUAUGACAGGGAAGAAAAGGGAGAUGAAAGUGACAGAGAAGGCUCAGCCACACCCAACGAGGACAUAAUGUCAUCACCAUGCGUCCAGCACAACGGCAGCUACAAGACUCACAAUGAGGAUGAUGCAUCUGUGGGUGUUCACAACGCACAGUGACUUACAUGGAAAAAAACUGUGCGUAUGCAUAUAUUAACACCGUAUUAACACUUACAACAGUGUAUCUUAUCCAUCAUCUCAGCCCUCUGAUUUUUUUUUUCUUACUGUCCUCUCAACAUAGAACACUCUUUAUCACAUGGAUCCUGUAGUUCAACUUCUUUUUCACUUAUAGCUCACCUGAAGGACAAGUGAGCACUUGGUACAGCAGUGAUAGUUCACAUUGAGGACUGGUGUAAAUAAUGUGAGGACAUUGGGACUUCUUGGGUGUUCCACACACUAAUACAACACAAACACUAGAGACUCAGAAAAAUGAAAGCUGAGCUGAACAGAAGUCCUGGCUUUUCCAUAAUAUGCUAAAAAAAACCCAGCAGGAUGUUGAAUCGACAAAAUAUUUUACACAAAAAUGUAUAAUAAGGUAAUGAAACAUGCACGUUGGCAAUUACAUAAGUAUAUAUUAAAAUAUUUCUUUGUGGCUCUAAUCUCAACACAUCAUCUGCUUUAAUAACCACAGAAAAAACGUCCCCAGCUCAUCCAUCUGGAUCUUGAAUGUAUUUUUAAAUGACUAAAACAUGAAAACUUGGUUCAGUAUCCAAUACCAAAAUAUAUAUAAAUAUAUACAGUAAUAAUAAUGUAUUGUAGAUGGUUUUUAAGCAUUAAAAAAAAAAGAUCUUUGCUGUUUUAUUGCAAAUGUCAAUAUCCUGCAACAGUAAUACACCACUUAUACUUUUACUUUUACUCACAGCUAAAGUAAAUGUAUAACAUCAUACCAUUAGUUUAGUUCCUCUUUUAUUGGAAGAACAGUGUUUUUUUUUUCCACAUUUGACAUUUGCACUACAUAAGUGUGGGACUUUUUCCUAUUUAAAAAUGUGAAAUACUUUGACAAAUCCUGAAAAUACAGACUGUCAGAGGUGAAAUAACUCCACUUUUUGAACAGAGAAAUUAUGAAAAAACCUCUUGCCAUUUUGAGUGGCGAGUCUCUGCUGCUGCUUUUAAAUCCAUCCACAUAGACGUCCCACUGGUGCACAAAAAUGACUAUUCUUGGCAGGUUUGCAUUUGAUUUCCCACCAUAACAGUGGAUGUGUUAGAAGAUGCUAAUUAAAUACCAGCCUACCAGUUUAAGCAGCCGUACUUAUUUACACAGCAGCUGAAAUGUCCUUAAAAAGCAGCACUAUUCAUGUAGGUAAUCAUGUGACAUACUGAGGUUAAAGAAUUAAAUAACCUUUACACCCCCAGCUGCCAUCUUCAGCUUUUAAAAUGGUGCAUUUCUGUACAUAAAGAACUGAAGAACGUCCUCUGUAUCGACUGCUCGUUGGUCCUUUGUGUGAUGCUGAAGGAAGGUGUGAACUAUCGAUCCUUCACCUCCUGUUUGACACUAACUCUCCAUCUGGAAACCAGUGUUUCCUUCACAUUAUACAGUGUUGAUUUUGUGACUUGAAGUGCUGUAAUUGUAAGAAUGCAGGUUCGUAUUAAACCGUUUCUGUUAACCGAGUGCUGAAAUACUGUAAAAAGAAAAA